This is a messenger RNA of Melanaphis sacchari, 747 nucleotides long. RefSeq lists its product as uncharacterized. NCBI's taxonomy places the organism in Eukaryota, Metazoa, Arthropoda, Insecta, Hemiptera, Aphididae. The record is from RefSeq and is a predicted model, not a curated record. The transcript is spliced from 2 exons. The coding region runs from base 1 to 747 and encodes 248 amino acids.
AUGGCACCGAACGGGGUCAGUGCGGUCAUGGAACAGUUGACUGUGUACAGUGCUUCCUACCGGCCAAUUCCCCUCCCAUUGCCGGUGCGCCGCUGCCGGACUCCCGUGAAAAGGACGCUCGCUCCUUCGGUCGUCAUCACUGCACACCGGGAAGCAUAUCGGGUAAGAGAUCCUCAGAAACCGAUUAAGUUGAAACCACCUCAAGACCACGGAUUCCUGGACGGAGACGGUAUUGACCGUUUUAACUAUACGUCGUACAAAAUGCAUUACCCGGUAAAAGAAGGACUGCACCGCGCUCGACCGGUCACACCUCCAGUCCGACGGUCGCUAAAACACGUUCCAAUGGAAGUGGAAACAUCUACCGGUAAUGCGUACCGCCAUCCUGUUAUGAUGAAACUUUGGCGACGCCCUUCGAGUUCUUACAUAGUAUCAUCGGUACCGAUGGAAACGACAUCAGUGCACCGAGCGAGUUACAAACCACCACCGUGUAAUUUUGACUCCAAAGCAAAGGCUGAUAUCUGCCCUAGACGUGCUUUUGUCAACGAAUCGAUAAGGUCCGCAAUGCCCAUUACAAGUCACACCACUUAUACAACCUCAUAUCAUACAAGCCAUCCGAAUUUAAAACUUAUAGGACCGACACCAGCAAAAUUGCUUGAGUCAAAUAAAACGCCAAGAGCUCACGAUUAUAAAAUACCGAACAGUAAUAAAUUGAUUAAAUGUACAAGAAAAAUUGAACACGCAACAUAA